Messenger RNA from Polychytrium aggregatum, 628 nucleotides. RefSeq lists its product as uncharacterized. Bases 178 to 501 code for a protein of 107 amino acids. The transcript has 3 exons. NCBI's taxonomy places the organism in Eukaryota, Fungi, Chytridiomycota, Chytridiomycetes, Polychytriales. The record is from RefSeq and is a predicted model, not a curated record.
CACCAAAGAUGCGGUUGCCUGGGAAGGAAGGCUACAACUCCUGCUCUCACCUGCUUGCUUCUUCCCUGUUCCCUUUAUCCCGUUUCUCUCUUUGCGUUUUCGUUUCUUCUUGAACCGCAGCAGGAAAAAAAAAGCCCCUCGGAACGCACCCUCGCAAGCACCUCUCUAAUACUCGCAAUGCUCCCGAUGGUGCUUCCGGGCCGGGUGGUCGUCGAGUUCGUAUUGCUACGCAUUGUAUCUAUUUUGCACGCCAUCGCUCCUCCUCCUCCUCCGUUUGCUUCCCCCCCCCCACCUUAUCUUUUGCUCUCUCUUACCACGCAUUGUCGUUCCUCUCUAUCCAUACGCAUCCAUCCCCGUCGCAAAUCCUCGCUACCUUUACCCCCCGCCUCCUCCUGCCGUUUUUAUUUCCCUUUUUUUGGUUAUCCGUCCCCCCCCCCUCAACUCCUUCUUGAGUUACCUUUCUCAAGCUGCUGGGGCAUUCUAGAAUAUGGAGACAAGUGAAAAUACACACACACGCCAGUUUGCUGGUUCGGCCCCUUCAACAACAGCGACAAAUUGGAUCCAGCUCGGUCUGGAUGCGAGACAACAACGCUACUCUGGAUCUUGCUCUUGUAUUUUCAUUUUUUUU